This is a messenger RNA of Galdieria sulphuraria, 1318 nucleotides long. RefSeq lists its product as uncharacterized. The transcript has a single exon. NCBI's taxonomy places the organism in Eukaryota, Rhodophyta, Bangiophyceae, Galdieriales, Galdieriaceae. The record is from RefSeq and is a predicted model, not a curated record. The coding region runs from base 98 to 772 and encodes 224 amino acids.
UCCACCCCACGAUAUAUUCAAGUGGUUACAUAACUCUUGCUCCGCGUUGCUUCAUUCUACCGUGGUCAUCGACCUCUUCACAGAUCCCUUGGGUGUCAUGCCUACUGUCAACACUCCCAACUCUUGUGUCAUCCAAUCCACCUUGGAAGAUCUUCAAGGGAACUUGAAACAAGUUGACAAGCCAAUGCGUGCAAUGGUUGUCAUCGAAAACUACAACAUUCUGGUUCAAACAAAGGGGUGGCAUUUCUUGAGAAAAUGCAUGGAUAUCCUUUUCAAGGCUCAUGAAGACGGAACGGUCGCCUUUGUCCUCUUGGGAUGCCAUGAAAGUGACCAAGAUGUUCACAGAUUGACUCAUCUUGUGGUGUCAGGAAACCAAUGGGAAGUUGUUGAUAAUAUGAUUAAAUGUAAUGUUGUAUCAGUCAGAAAUUUGCUCUCCGGUAACAUCAGACAAGAAUAUUUCCAGUUGACUGCUUCCAAAAUCGAUCCAAGAUCAAAGGACAUUCCAACCAGUACUUAUCUAAAAAAGAUUAAUGCCAUAAAAAUGACGACUCCACAAGAAACAGAAGACUUCUCAACAAUAUUUGGAGAUUUGCCAUUUAAAGUAGCACUUAGUGAAGCAGAAAAAGACAGAAGAGCAGAAGUAGAGUUACCCUACGAACAUAAGAAUGUUUCUCUAGCUGACACAGCUCUCGAGGAACAUCCCAAAGGCCUUCUUGUUCCAAGUUCCGAUGAAGAUCCGGAACAAGACAGUGACGAAGAUUUGGAUGUUUAGUCAGCAUGUUUUCUAGUAGAAAAUCUUCAAGAAGGCGACAUUUCGAAACGCAUGCCUUGCUAUGAGUAUCGUCGAAAUUGACACUCAUAAUAGCAAUAUAUUGCACUCCUUUCUUUAAGGUAGUAGGCAGUCAGUGAUCGCUUUAUUGGUACUUAAUGAAAGAACCGAGAAAACAGAUAAAAAUCAAGACCUAAUUGUUUCAACAAAAUUCGCAUUUGUUAAUUUAUCGAUUUGAAAAAUUUAAUUUUUUAAUAAAAUGAAGAUUAUUUUAAAUUAUGCUUUUCUCUCUCGAGACAUUAUUGUAUCAAAAGAUUUUAAAAUUAGAAAUCAGAAAAUUUAAUGGUUGGACAAAUAAAUCUCUCCUUGUAAAGAAGAAUGAAAGUUUAAAUUUUAAUUUUUUGAUUUGUCUUGAAAUUUGUAAUUCUAAAAAAUGCUACAAAUUAUAGAAUUGCUUUUCUAUACCAUGUAAAUCUUUUAAUGUAAAUGUUGACUAUCAAUCUUUUAAAAGCUAUGAGGCACAAGAAACAUAAAAUUUUUUUUUACUUU